AUGGAUUAUGAUACUGGGGAUGAGAACGAGAAGCUGUUGCCGGAAGACCAAACCGAAGCAAAGGUGGGUGAUCGACUUGAGGGAUUGAGUUCGAAACCGGCUCCAACCCACCCCUUCAGGAAGUGGAUGGACAGUUUUCGAAUUCGCAAACGGAUCCCCCCGACAAUCCCCGAGAGAUUUGUGGAGGGCUGGCCAGACGCAUCCCAGGCGGACAUCGCGACGCAGAAUACGGGGCCGUUCCCCAGCUCCCUCCAUGAUCAGCACUGGGAAAAGUCAUCGGAACAUUCCUCACAUCUGGGAACGGUCAAGACCACAACUCUAAGCACUGUGAGUCAGAGUGCCGCCAGGUCUCGAGCCAACACUCUCAGUACGACCAACCAAAGCGCGACAUCGGACGUGCGAGCCUCGGGGGAUAGUUCUCGACCGACAUCAAGCAACUACUUGGAUGAAGCAGCAGAGCAACGAGCGACGAACCGACGUCGGGCUCUGCGGGAGAUUGUCUCGACAGAGGCUGAUUAUGUUCUUGGCCUGACAGCCCUGACAGGAGUGCUCUCGAUCAUCAACACCAGACCUCAGAUUUAUCUCAACAUACAGCGAAUUCGAGAGAUACACGAACAAUUCUUGACCCAAUUACAAGAAAUCUCGCCCCUGUCGUCCGGUCCGAUCCCGGAGGGAGCUUCGGACUUUCUGUCUCGGGGAUUUUCUAAGCGACUGGGCACCAUCGACCUUCCCGGAAUCAAAGGCUUACAGAAUCGGUCUAUCCGGACGAAAAGAUUCAAGGCAACACUUGAUCAACGCCUGAAGUCCCUUACUGCAGAACCACUGGAAUGUCUCGAGGUAGUCCGUGAAAUCGAUAAAUUGUCUAUUUCCUUUUCUGCAUACGAGGAGUUCUGCCGCAACUAUGAGCUUCUCACACAAGAUGUGGCCAUCUUGCGGCGUUCGGUCCCGAACUGGACAGAGUUUGACCAGGGCAUUGAGGCUCUGUCGAAGUCCGUUGCCUCCACCCAGAGCCGUAAAUACGAUGACAACCGGUCAAUGUCCAUGAAUGACUUGAUGAUCAAGCCUAUUCAACGCCUCUGCAAAUACCCGCUUCUCCUGCAAGAUCUCCUUCGACACACCCCUGUCAGUGACUGUCCGACUACUCACGAUGGAAUACGCCAGACAUUGGAAACGCUACGCAUAUUGGUUUCGCGAAUUAAUUCAGAGACUGGAAACCCUGUGAAUAAAGAUCGCAUUCAUAAAACGAUUCUGUUGCAAGGGAAAAUCGCCUUUUCCGAAACGCAUGCUCUUCAAAAUGUAUAUAAGGAGCUCGGCCCCAUGACUCUGUGUGGUGUUCUCCAUGUCACAUACCAGACGCCAGAUCAGAUAAUUGGGGAUUUCAUGGUUUGUGUUCUCUUCAACUGCUAUCUCUUUCUGGCGAGAGGCAUUGAGGACUUUCGCCGGUUGGAGACAGUGGCCUGCAUAUAUGUGGAUGACCUGAAAAUGGACUCUAUUCAAAACGGUCGGGGUCUUUCCUGUUACGGAUGCGCAUUCUCCUGGAAAAUUCUGUUUCAGGAGCAAGAAGAGAACUAUGAGUUUGUGCUCAGCGCAUCGUCCGCAGUGGAAGAGAGACACUGGAAGACCGAAAUCCUGAGAUGUUCUGCUUCCCUGAGUGAAAUGGCGAAGCCAGGUGGUGCAUGGGAUCCGAGAAAGUAUUCCUUCGUCAAUAUUGUUCUGGUACCCCUGGAUCGCGUACAGUAUGCGGUUGCUUCUCUGGCACGCAGAUCAUCCAUGGACUCCAUGACAAUCUCACGCAAGUACAAUGUUCAGCAAGUGGUGAUCAAGAAGACCCAUUACCCCCACAGCCACGACGAGUCAACCAAUGCCUCUGGGAGCGAGAUCGAACGGCCCAAGGAGCCGGCCAUACGGGGCCCACUCACCGUCGCUGCCCGGAGGAUUGAUCGAAUUCGAUUGGAAAAACUGGUCGCGAACGUUUACUCUCGCAAUGUGCUUCCAUUUCCAGGUAUGGUGCUGGGUCGCGGAGAAUUAUUUCGACGUGGUACGAUCAUGAGACGCCUGAGUUUUCAUGGCGGAUUCAACAGACGAGCAAGUUCUGUCAGUACAUCCCACGUCGGGGCCUUGGCGACAGACGAGGACAACGGGGAGGAAAGAGAGUUGCCAACGGGACCCGAUGGAUGCGAUGAAUUCCCACUAGCAUCGGAGACGGAGUGUGUGUCACCGAAGACACCCACAUCCAUCACUGGACGCUCCAAGACCCAUCGGUUCCGAGGACCACCUAAGAAGUCCACAGGAUCGGUCACUUCACCACGGAGUGAGAAGCGCUCUAGUGGGAAUAGUGGAGAAUUUUCUCCCACUCGAAAGAAAUGGACGACCUUGAGCUUGUUUGGUGCAUUGUCGCCGAAAGGGCUGGUACGCGCCCGACCGACGAUGGGUCCAGGGAUUGGGGAUUAG
This is a messenger RNA of Penicillium argentinense, 2451 nucleotides long. RefSeq names its product putative Rho guanyl nucleotide exchange factor. Lineage: Eukaryota; Fungi; Ascomycota; Eurotiomycetes; Eurotiales; Aspergillaceae. Gene Ontology annotation, cellular component: cytoplasm. Gene Ontology annotation, molecular function: guanyl-nucleotide exchange factor activity. The record is from RefSeq and is a predicted model, not a curated record. Gene Ontology annotation, biological process: regulation of GTPase activity. The transcript has 6 exons. Bases 1 to 2451 code for a protein of 816 amino acids.